UGCUAAUAGUAGUGCUAAUAUAACGACUGAAGAUUUAGUUGUGGGAUCCUUGAUGUGACGUGGUAUUUAAUUUCAGAUGCCAUGUCACUGAAUCGGCGCCAUUUGAAAGGUUGAAACAGUCGCGGUAAGGAAGAGAAAUGCCCGGGGAAAGGGUUCGGAGGUUUCGGUAUUUCCCUAACCUCCUUUUUCUGUUGUUCAAUUCACACAUUCAUUCAUAUUUCAUCACAUCGACAGGGUUCUUCUUUUGUUCAGUUUAGAAUAAUUAAUUAAGUGGGAAAAAGAGCGAGUGAUGGGGAACUUGUGGUCGGCCGCCGCAGAACCUCCACCGCCUAUGGUGUUAGUUCCGCCGCUCUUCGAUUUUCCUCCUCUCUCUGCCCGUACAAGGAUGCUGGAAUCAUCGUAUAACAUGUUAUUUGGGAAACUGGCAUUGAAAUGCCUUUUUGAGGAUUAUUUCGAGGAAGCUAGGCACUUUAGCACCAGGAUUAUGCUUAAGCCAAUUGAUGAUGCACACGUUGAUUUGAUUGCAACUGUUGAAGGCCCACUUGACAACAAACCUGAAGAGAAAAUUGUAGGAAAUGCACAAUUUCGUUGGCAAAGUGAUGUUGAGGAUCCACAUACCUUUGUCGACCUUUUCGUAUCAAAUGAUGAUCCGAUCCUGCUGAUGAGAUCAUGUGCAUUCUACCCUAAAUUUGGGUUUGGAGCUUUUGGCAUUUUCCCAGUACUUUUAAAGAAUAGAGUAUCUUCAAAAGAUUAUGGAAUCAUGGGUUUGAGAUAUGGCUCAUCAAAUCUCUCAGUUGGAGCUACUCUUAUGCCUUUCUCUUUGGGAGAUGAUGUUCCCAAAAGCGCAUGGCUCAUAAGCAAGAUGGGAAGGUUAACCACAGGGGUGCAGUAUGAAUCACAGUUUGGAAACACAAAUGGCGCAAAGUAUAAGAACUUAGAAAAUUGGAGCUGUGCCAUUGGCUAUGGAGUGGGAUCAGGCAGCCCUUUGAGCCCAUCCUUCAAUUUUGGUCUUGAGCUUGCUAAAAAUUCACAGUUUAUUGCUUCAUUCUAUCAACAUGUGGUGGUUCAAAGAAGGGUGAAAAAUCCACUAGAAGAAGAUGAAGUAGUUGGAAUUACUAACUAUAUUGACUUUGGAUUUGAGUUGCAGACGAGUAGGGUUAAUGAUGAGAAAGCUCCAAGCAGCAUCCAAGAUUCCACCUUUCAAGUUGCUGCAUCUUGGCAAGCUAAUAAAAAUUUCUUGCUUAAGGGGAAGGUCGGGCCUCUAAGCUCAUCUUUAGCAUUGGCGUUUAAGUCAUGGUGGAAACCUUCCUUCACUUUCAAUGUUUCAGCUACUAGAGAUCGUACCAAAGGAGCAACAGCCUUUGGAUUUGGCAUUCGUGUUGACAAUAUUAGAGAAGGAAGCUAUCAAAGGGCUGAUCCAAACUUUGUAAUGCUGACACCAACUAAGGAGCACUUGGCAGAAGGCAUACACUGGAAAGUUGGGAAGAGACCAUUACUUCAAUCUGAUGUGAAUUCUGGGAAUUUUGAUGGCAUGCCGAGGGAAUUGAGACCCUUGGGCAAAAUGUUGUAGUGUCAUUUCUUUGUUCUAGUUGUCAUAGCUUUUGAGAAGUAGUCUCUGCUGCUACAUAGCAGAGGAACUUUGUGCUAUUAACUGCUUGUUUAGACAGUUUUAACUGGUUAGACAUUUUAUACAUGGAAAAAUGUUCUCUACUUCUGUUCUUGCGAAUGGCUAUGGCGGUUCUGCUUCUUAUUUA
Nicotiana attenuata is the source of this 1754-nucleotide messenger RNA. RefSeq lists its product as uncharacterized. The transcript is spliced from 14 exons. The coding region runs from base 290 to 1570 and encodes 426 amino acids. Lineage: Eukaryota; Viridiplantae; Streptophyta; Magnoliopsida; Solanales; Solanaceae. The record is from RefSeq and is a predicted model, not a curated record.